AGUACUGUGCGAAUUUGCGGAAUUACUAUGUUGUUCGUUCCUGAAAAGGGCUGAUAAGUAGUAGGAAAGCUGAGGAUAGACGAUGAUUUUGGCUUUAUUUUGAGCUGUUGAUCGGAUAAGUGGAUCAAGAUGGAUAAGCACAUUUGUGGAACCUGCGGGUCACAAUACUCUACCAUAGAAGAUUUUAUACAGCACAAACAGUCCGAAUGUAAGUCGGUCUCAAAGACGCCUCAAGUUGUCCAAACUAUUGCGAUGAAGUUGUCUACGCCAGCCCAGCCCAUCUCGACUCGAGGCCAAAAUGGACAACAUCACAAUGUUGUUUCCUCAAUCACUGUAGAGACAAGCUCAGAGACACUAAAAGGAUCAUCAGGUAAAGAACCUGAGAAACAGAGAAAGAAGAGGGUGAGAAAAAAGAAUGCUGAACCAGCUGCUGGAGAAACACAAAGAAAGGCUGCAGGAGAAAAGAGAAAACCUAAUAAAUAUCUCAAGCAGUUUAAAUGUGACUUUGAAACCUGUACGUUUGCGACAGCUCACCGGAAUGAUUUUCGCCGUCAUCAAAGGAUCCACACGGGGGAGAAGCCCUUCAAAUGUCAGUUUUGUGAGAAACAGUUCUCUAGAUGCGAUAAGAUGAAACUUCAUGAGAGGAUCCAUACAAAGGAGAAGCCCUUCGCGUGUGAAUUGUGUUCCUACAAGUGUGCUGACGGGGGAAGCUUGAAGAAACACAUGCGUAUUCAUUCGGAUGAUAGGCCCUACCAGUGUCAGCUCUGUUCCUAUGCCAGUCGCAACUCUAGCCAGUUGGUUGUCCACCUCCGCACCCACACCGGUGACUCACCAUUCCACUGCCAGCAAUGCGAUGCUAAGUUCAAAACCAACACCGAUCUGAAAAGGCAUAUCCUUAUCCACACAGGAAGCAAACCCUUUGCCUGUGAUCAAUGCAGUUAUAAAUCUCGUCUCAAGUGCAAUCUAAAAUCACAUAUUGAGACUAACCAUAGAGGGAAGGCAAAGUACCAGUGCUGCCAGUGUCCAUUCAAGUGCAGAACUCAGAAACAACUGAGUGAUCAUUCAUUUAAAGAACAUAGGAAUUCUGUGGUUAGUGCUAGCAGCACAUCUUCCUCCACCAAGACAUGCAGAGAAAAUUACAAGAAAGUUUUCUCAUGUGAGUAUUGCACAUACUCGUCAAAGUACAAAAGUGCUUGGUUGAAACAUACCAAGAAAAAACAUUCUGAGCAAUUGAAACUCUUGGAUUCUACACAAGUAAAGACACCAACAUCUGUCACGAUGAAAAAAAUUAUUUUGAAGAAUGAGAACAGAUCGAAAGGAACAAAAGGCUCGAAACCAGUCAUUCCUGUGUUAGAUGGGAAUAGACCAUGGUCAUGCAAUAUUUGCGGUGCAUCAUUUAUAAGAGAAGACUCUUACAGGAGCCAUAGAAGACAGCAUGAAAAACUGCAGGAGAACCAAAAUAGUGCAACUCACGAAUCAAUAGAGAAUACUUCAAAGACAUCUGAUCUAGAAUCUGAGAAGAGAUGCACAGCUGAUAUAAAUCAUGGUACAUUUGUGGUUACAGUAGGAACAUGUACAAACCAACCCGUUUCAGGUGAUGUUGAAAGGAGUGAUCCUGUUAGAACGGAAGAUACGUCUUUAAGAAAUAAUAUGUCACAGUCUAAUAACCAGGGUAUCAAGAGGUAUCCGAGUAGGAAUGGAGCAGGUACUUCUUCUGAUUCGUCCAUGGUUACCUUGACAAUACCUGACCCAAUGUCCAUGGGUGCAGAGGUCUGUAUCUCGGGAGAUACUUCAUUGAUUGGCACAGUUUUUCCCCAUGGCAACCCUCCAAAAAAUACAAUAAACAUCCUGCCAGAGUCCAGUGAGCCUCGAGGGAAACCCUGUCAAGGAGAGCUUAUGACCAUGAUGCCAGUUAGCGUCGACGGGACACCCUCUGAACUUGGAAGCAACGUACUGCAGACAGAAGUUAUUAUAGCACAGGAAUGUGACACUUAUGUUCAUGAUAUUGUUGAAGGCGGACAGUUACAGAAGAAAGAUGCCAUCCAAUUUCGGCCCCUUGGCUAUGGAACAUCAAAUACUCCCAUUCUUUUGUCUACAGUGUCUCCUUCUACUGUUGUUCCCAGUUCUUCUUGCCAAUCUGUUAUCAAUGCCAUGAAGACUUCUCAGAACAAGAUCAAUGCUUUUGAAAAUGUUAACGUGUCUUUCACCUCCCCAUCCUCUGCUGCUUAUGUAAACCUCUCUAAUAUUGAUAUUGGACAAGUAAAGACUGUGCCAUUCAUCAGUACUAAUCAGUUGCAAUCAGUUCAUCCCCCUGUAUCAAGAGGUGCUGUUCAACAAGUUCAGAGCAAAGACAACCAACAUCAGGUACUGGCUGGGGACCAGAAUUAUAUCGGAACUCUGAACACUACUACAAAUAACAGUGCUGUGACUACCAGCUCAACCGCAACCUACCUCAACAUGUCCUUAUCAAGCUCAGUCACAGGUAGUCAGCCUGCAGAUCAAACUUCCCUACCAAAAACUUUUCUUCCCACAAGAACAUUUAUUUUGAAUGGAAGGGAGCUUAGCCAGGCUGGUCCAGCUGAUAAAGGCAAUGACUUCUAAAGCGAUCAACCUGCCCAGUAUGCAUCACUAGUUGGACUACAUCUGGGAUUUCUUAAGGACAAGAGUGACAAGAAUGCAAGGUAGGUUUUUAAACUUAAACUAUGUAACAACACACUUGAACAUAUUUAUAUUAAUUACAUUGUAGGUGUUCAAAAGUAAAGGCAGAUAUGAAAGCAUUGGCAUAUUGAGUGUUUAGGAUAGAAUAUGUACAUGUACCACAUGCUUGUCUCAAUCUGUUGUUCUUAAUACCCCUAUCAAACAAAAUUUGAAGGAGGUCAUAGAAGAAUCAGUGUAGCCUACAGUUAAAGCUGUCAAGUCGGCAGUGGGUCAGUGGGUAAUCCGUCUUUUGGUUUGUCUCUUGCAGAUCAAACUACUUCCUCAGUUUCUGCCCAAUGCUUAUGAGAAUUGGCACGCUCGUUGCUCUUGGGGUGAAGCUAUGCCAGAUACAUUUUUUAAUGUGUCAGGUACUGCAUUGCCAUGGUAAAGGCAUAUGCUCAUGCUCAUUUGAUUUGGCAAACAGAAAGCAGUUAUUUGCAAUGCAACUUCUUUGAAACUGUUAUUUGGCAAGCCUUGGCAGAACUCAUUGUCCUAUAGUGCAUAAAUGUAACAGUAUUUUUACCAUGAUAUUAGGGCUGGAGUCAUUAAUCAUGUUCAGUGAUAUUUCAUUGGGUUUCUUUUGUUAAUCUCACUGUGAUCUUUAAUCAUUCAAAAUGCUAUAAUUUGCCUUGUAGUUUCCGACCUUCGGGAUGUCAUUUACAUAACUUUUCUUUCAAAGUUAAAUUCAUGUUCAUUUCAUUUCCAACCAAAAAAAAUUCAAAAAAAAAAUUAUGAUUUGGUUUGUAACAGUGGUUACCUUCGAGGGUGACUACAACCUAUUUGUUAAUUAAAAUAACACACCAAAAAUCAUAUGGUAGGUUUAUUGUAAGAAAAUUAGGCUGUAUUAAAACGGUAAAAACAAAGAUUUCUCUAG
This is a messenger RNA of Lytechinus pictus (painted urchin), 3571 nucleotides long. Its product is annotated as zinc finger protein 64-like. The record is from RefSeq and is a predicted model, not a curated record. The coding region runs from base 130 to 2601 and encodes 823 amino acids. The transcript is spliced from 3 exons. NCBI's taxonomy places the organism in Eukaryota, Metazoa, Echinodermata, Echinoidea, Temnopleuroida, Toxopneustidae. Gene Ontology annotation, biological process: regulation of transcription by RNA polymerase II. Gene Ontology annotation, cellular component: chromosome. Gene Ontology annotation, molecular function: chromatin insulator sequence binding.